Molecule: messenger RNA, 1056 nt
Organism: Rhodotorula toruloides NP11
Lineage: Eukaryota; Fungi; Basidiomycota; Microbotryomycetes; Sporidiobolales; Sporidiobolaceae
Exons: 6
Coding region: 1-1056 (351 amino acids)
Source: RefSeq, a predicted model, not a curated record
AUGAAGACCGUCGCAUCCGCUUUCUCCGUCGCUGCUCUCGUCGCCGUCGCGCGCGCGGGAGGCAGCAUCGACAACUCGGCCCAGGCGGCUCAAGUCGCGUCGCAAGCGUCGACCCUCAACGGCGCAGGCAACUACGUCCUCACCAACGUCAAGACCGGCAAGCAGCUCGCCUUUUCCCGCCAGGGCAACACGACCGACUUUUACCCUGGAGACGGAGGGGACCCCGUUGAGAUCCAGUUCUCGGGCUCGAUGGCGCGCAUCUCGGGCGGCAACAACAAGUGCGCUUCGGCGCAGUGGUCGACCGACUACGAGGGCGGCGUCGACUACGCUGCCGUCUCGUACGCGUGCGCUGUCGGCGACGGCCAGAAGACGGGCACGGACACGCUUGAGAAGACGAAGCAGUGGUGGUACCUCGUCCCUGCUGGCUCGUCUGGCGACUCGUCCUCCUCGUCGUCCAGCUCAAGCUCGCCAGCGCCUACCGGCAACUCCAACUCGGACGUCGUCUUCGCCGCCUCAAACUCAGGCACUUCCCGCCACGUCGCCGCCGCCAAAGUCGCGUCUCCCUCUCCCGCUCCCGCUCCCGCCUCCUCGUCUUCCUCCUCGAGCAGCGUCAGUGCCGAACAAGCCGAGUACAACAAGCUUGGCUACUGGACUUCCUCCGCGUCGACGAUCGAUGCCAAGGUCGCGGACGUCUCGGGCGUCAACAAGAAUGACAGGAAGACGUGGUUGUGCCGUCACCCUGGAUGGUGGCUCGCCGACCACCCCGACUACGUCACUAAAGCCGGCCACGUCGAAUGCGCCUCGGACCUUGCAGCCUACCGCGCCUCGCAGUCCUCCGCCCGAAUGGUCAAGCGCCACCGGGACCUCGCCGCCUCCAUCCUCUCCAAGCGCGGCGGGCAAGCUUACCACAUUAUCGCGGUCGACCACUUGAAUGAUAUGGCGACGAGGGCGGUCGCGGCGGAUCAGGUUGACACGUUCGGGGGGUACACUUCAACUAGGUUGGAGUUGUGGGACCAGAACGACGACGGCCAGCGCUGGAUCAUCUCGCAGGCUUAA